This is a messenger RNA of Colletotrichum karsti, 1614 nucleotides long. RefSeq names its product amino acid permease family. Gene Ontology annotation, cellular component: membrane. The record is from RefSeq and is a predicted model, not a curated record. The transcript has a single exon. The coding region runs from base 1 to 1614 and encodes 537 amino acids. Gene Ontology annotation, biological process: amino acid transport; transmembrane transport. Lineage: Eukaryota; Fungi; Ascomycota; Sordariomycetes; Glomerellales; Glomerellaceae. Gene Ontology annotation, molecular function: transmembrane transporter activity.
AUGGACCCCGAGGCCGGAUCUACGCUAAAACACUCGGCCACAAACGAUACAGCAGCCCAAGAUGAGCGCGAUCUCGAGGAGUUGGGCCACUCCCAAGUGCUAAGUCGCAAAUUCGACACAUGGAGCAUGCUCUCUUUAGCCUUUGUGGUUUUGGGUACAUGGUCGGUGUUUGCGCAGAGUCUUGCAAGCGGACUCAUGAAUGGCGGCCCGAUUGCUAUUCUCUGGGGCCUGUGUCUAGUCACAGUCUGCAAUAUCUGUAUCGGUGUCUCCCUUGGAGAAUUGUGCAGUAGCAUGCCCACGGCACUCGGCCAGGCGUAUUGGGUGUCGCGUCUGUGGCCGACCCCUGCCGGCCGGUUCGUCUCGUACAUGUGCGCAUGGAUCAACACUUUCGGCUGGUGGACGCUUUCCGCCUCGACGGUAGCCUUCAUGACUGAGUUUGUACUUGGGAUGAACUUACUGUUUGACGAGACGUGGUCACCCGCAUCCAAUGGCUGGGUCCAAUUCCUCGUGUACAUCGCCAUCACGCUCUUUCUCACGGCAAUCAAUGUGGUCUCGUGUCGACGAGAUCAGAUUCUCCCCGCAUUCAACAAUUUCAUGGGCAUCACAUUCGUCGGCCUUUUCUUCGUGCUCAUUUUGGCCUUGCUCAUCUCAGUCGGCAUCAAGAACGGUCUCGAGUUUCAACCUGCAUCUUUCGUUUUCGGCGGCUGGAUCAACAAAACGGGAUGGGGUGACGGCAUUGUCUGGUUCAUGGGGCUUGUUCAGGCUGCCUAUGGACUGACGGCGUUCGAUGCAGCAAUACACUUGGUGGAAGAGAUUCCAUCCCCCAGAAAAAAUAUCCCCAAAGUCAUCUGGCUUUCCAUCUUGUGCGGCGCCGUUACGGGUUUCAUCUUCAUGAUGAUUUGCCUCUUCUGCAUUCAAGAUCUGGAACAAGUCCUCGACCCCUCCACCGGACUUCCAUUCAUGGACCUCAUCAAAAGCACGGUCGGCCUCGAAGGGUCAGCAGUCCUGCUCUCGUUCUUCAUCUUCAACGGGCUCGGACAAGGCGUCACCGUCAUCACCACGGCAUCUCGCUUGACAUGGGGAUUCGCUCGCGACGGCGGCCUUCCUUUCAGUGUCUACUUUUCUCACAUUGACGAGAACUGGAAAGCGCCCGUACGAGCUCUGUGGAUGCAGGGGGCCGUCAUUGGCUUGGUUGGUGUUCUGUACACCUUCGCUUCUUCGGUUCUCGAGGCGGUUGUUGGCGUUAGCACCAUCGCCCUCACCGUAUCAUAUGCGAUGCCGAUUGCGACACUCCUCAUUGUCGGCCGCGAUAAGUUGCCGCCCGGGCCGUUCCAACUUGGCCGCAUUGGACCGGUGGUCAACGGCAUAUCUCUGGUCUAUUGCGCCGUCACGACGGUUUUCUUCUUCUUCCCUUCCGAACCGAACCCUGCGCCGGCAGACAUGAACUACGCUAUUGUUGUGUUUAGCAUCAUUCUCAUUUUCAGCGUCGGCUUCUGGUUCACGAAAGGUCGCCAGACCUACUUGCAGGUGGAGGAAGUCGCAGAACGAGUCAUCUACGGAUACGGAACGAUGACAGAGCCGGCCAGACCUAUCGAGCUGCCCACCAAGAAAUGA